Messenger RNA from Vicia villosa (hairy vetch), 1491 nucleotides. RefSeq names its product probable sugar phosphate/phosphate translocator At3g11320. The record is from RefSeq and is a predicted model, not a curated record. The coding region runs from base 254 to 1177 and encodes 307 amino acids. Gene Ontology annotation, molecular function: antiporter activity. Lineage: Eukaryota; Viridiplantae; Streptophyta; Magnoliopsida; Fabales; Fabaceae. The transcript has 4 exons. Gene Ontology annotation, cellular component: Golgi apparatus.
AAACUUUCAUUCACCCACACCAAAUGUUCAGUUUCACUUUCCAUUUCCAAGCUCUGAAAAUGAGUUCAAACCCACAAAUCACCAUUGAACUAGAUUGAUCACAUGCAUUGCAAAUCAACAUUCAAUCCACCAUCUUCCUACAAAGCUUCUCUUUUUCUCAAUUUCCUUACACAACACAAAAAAAAAGAUUUUUUUUUUUAAUUUUUAUUUUUUAUAAAAAAAUUGAAUUUUGAUCAAAUCCAAAACGACCCAGAUGAUGAAAAACCCAAUCCCAUGGCCAACAAUCACGGUAGUGAUAUCUUGGUACACUUCAAACAUCGGUGUUCUUCUUAUGAACAAAUACUUGUUAACAAACUACGGUUACAAGUACCCUGUUUUUCUCACCAUGUGUCACAUGAUGUUGUGUUCUGUUUUCAGCUACGUUGGAAUUUCGGUUUUGGAUAUUGUACCUUUGCAGAGUGUUCAAUCGAAGAACCAGUUGUUCAAAAUCUGUGGAUUGAGUGUUGUGUUUUGUUUCUCUGUGGUUUGUGGGAAUGUGUCGCUUAAUUAUAUUCCAGUGUCGUUUAAUCAAGCUAUUGGAGCAACGACACCUUUUUUCACUGCCGUUUUUGCUUAUGUUGUGAGUAGGAAAAGAGAAGCUUGGGUUACUUAUUGUACCCUCUUGCCUGUUGUUGCUGGUGUUGUCAUAGCUAGUGGGAGUGAACCAAGUUUUCAUUUAUUUGGAUUUAUAAUCUGCGUUGCAUCAACUGCUGCAAGAGCAUUUAAAUCGGUGCUUCAAUCCAUUUUGUUGUCAUCAGAAGGAGAAAAGUUGAAUUCAAUGAACCUGCUACUUUACAUGGCACCUAUUGCAAUGUUGGUGUUACUUCCUGCAACAUUGUUGAUGGAGGGAAACGUGAUUCGGAUCACAAUAGAACUUGCUAGAGAGGAUUUCAGAAUUGUUUGGUAUCUGCUUUUAAGUUCAUCUCUUGCAUAUUUUGUGAACCUCACUAAUUUUUUGGUGACCAAAUAUACAAGUGCACUCACCCUUCAGGUUUUAGGAAAUGCAAAGGGGGCAGUUGCUGUGGUGAUCUCAAUUUUGAUAUUUCAGAAUCCUAUUUCAUUGAUAGGAAUGCUUGGCUAUGUACUUACUAUCAUAGGAGUUAUAUUGUAUAGUGAAACCAAGAAGAGAUAUACUUAGAAACUAGUAAAACUAACAAGAUCACACAAUCAAAAAGGAUUAUGUUAUUUACCACAUGCAAGAGGGUUGACAAGUUUCAUAUGAGUUUGCAGCAUACAAAGAAUUUCAUUUGGAAAGUGAUUGUUUUUGUUACACUUAUGUUCCAUUCUUUCCAAGCAUUGUAGGAGUAGCUUUUCUUCAAUCACUACAAUUGCUUUUUCAUAGAUUUUUUUUAGAAGGAAUUACAAGUCAACUAUUAUUUGUGAAAAUGUAUGUACUUUCAAGAUAAAGAACAUUUAUUUAUGCAAGAAGACGACUAUGAUAGAGGGCUUAUA